Messenger RNA from Ixodes scapularis (black-legged tick), 2006 nucleotides. RefSeq names its product ATPase ASNA1 homolog. The coding region runs from base 1 to 1008 and encodes 335 amino acids. Gene Ontology annotation, molecular function: ATP hydrolysis activity; ATP binding. Gene Ontology annotation, biological process: post-translational protein targeting to endoplasmic reticulum membrane. NCBI's taxonomy places the organism in Eukaryota, Metazoa, Arthropoda, Arachnida, Ixodida, Ixodidae. The transcript has 2 exons. Gene Ontology annotation, cellular component: GET complex. The record is from RefSeq and is a predicted model, not a curated record.
AUGAACGACGUGGGUGAAAUGGUCCCGCUCGUGCCUUCCCUGCAAAACAUCGUGGACCAGAAAUCCCUGAAAUGGGUGUUCGUCGGCGGCAAGGGCGGUGUGGGCAAGACGACGUGCAGCUGCAGUCUAGCCGUGCAACUGGCGGCCACGCGGGACAGCGUUCUCAUCAUCUCCACGGACCCGGCGCACAACAUAUCGGACGCCUUCGAUCAGAAGUUUUCGAAAGUGCCCACGCCAGUGGCCGGUUUUCGUAACCUGUACGCCAUGGAGAUCGACCCCAACCUGGGUUUCUCCGAGCUGCCCGACGAGUACUUCGAGGAAGGCGACCCGUUCCGUGCAAGCAAGAACAUGAUGCAGGAAAUCCUGGGCGCCUUUCCGGGGAUUGACGAAGCCAUGAGCUACGCCGAAGUGAUGAAGCUGGUGCGAAGCAUGAACUUCUCCGUCGUCAUCUUUGACACGGCGCCCACGGGACACACGCUUCGGCUCCUCUCCUUCCCGCAGGUGAUGGAGAAAGGCCUUGGCAAGCUUCUGCGUCUCAAGUCCCACCUGAGUCCGUUCAUCUCUCAAGUUGCGGGUCUGCUUGGGCUGCAAGACCUGACAGCGGACGUCAUGUCCUCCAAGGUCGAAGAAAUGCUGCCCGUCAUCCGCCAGGUGAACGAACAGUUCCGUGACCCCGACCAGACGACCUUCGUGUGCGUCUGCAUCGCCGAGUUUCUCUCGCUCUACGAGACAGAGCGCCUGGUCCAAGAACUGACAAAGUGUGGCAUCGACACGCACAACAUAGUUGUAAACCAGCUGCUCUUCCCGUGUGCGGACCAGGCGCCGUGCAAAAUGUGUGCCGCGCGUUGUCGUCUGCAAGCAAAGUACCUGGACCAGAUUUCGGACUUGUACGAAGACUUCCACGUGACCCGUCUGCCACUGCUCGACCGUGAAGUGCGGGGUGCCGACCAGGUACGCGCUUUUUCGCGCCAUCUGGUGGUACCUUACGUCCCCGGAAAAGAUGUCUAGUGUGGCGCUGCAAAGAUUUACGUUGCAGAGUGGUAUCUGCCGUCGUCCUGUUGUAGUCACUUCUGAGAGCCUGCCUCAUUGUCUGGAGAUCACUGGGCUGCUACCCAUCAAGACAAUUGUGCCUCGGAGAGCGAUGUGCUUCACUUUCGAUUUUUGUGGUGCGGAGGAGCUAUGGCGAUCUAGUGGGACACUUCAUGUGUGCAAGGUGUACUCAUGUUGUAAUAAAAGAUACUAUCCUACUAACAAAACAUGAGUUUUUCCUUUUUUGGAAGGGUGCUAUCAGCUAUCAGCAUGCAGAGGGCACAUAAUCCAAAUAUGUCGGCGAAUAAACUAUAUAAACCGAAUUGAAUAAAACAUUUAAAAAAAGACAAAGGUGUAUAACCUGGGGUCCAAACUUAGGUCUCCUGAUGAGUGGUCAGAUUUGUCAGGCACUGAACCAGCACUACCUUGACAUUAUUAUUUGGUAGUAUAAUGGUACAUACUGCAUACUUCAAAUCGGGCACGUAAACAGGGCCCCCCCCCCUGAGAUGUAGGAAAAUAAAAAAAUGGACAGAACAGCAAAGUCUACUAUGGUCUACUAUACGGAUGUCAUUGACCAACUCGCCUGCGUUUUUUACCUUUCUUCACAAAAGUCGUUCUUGUCUUUUCUUUUACUUUUGUCACACGAAAUAUGUUGUGCUUCAAAAUGUCACACUGUGUCUCUUGGUAGUCACAUUUGGUUGAUUGGCCGAUUUGGGAUCGGAGAGCGCUUCAUCUCCUCAGCCUGCCAGUGUCCAGUGUUAACGUUGAGAGGGCAUUCUCGAAGCCCAGGGUCAUUAACAGGAAAGAAUGAGGAUCAACGAGGAGAACCUGGAAAAGUACACAUAUGUCUACUAGAAUGAGAUUACGCAAUCCUGAUGUACAGAAGGUGUUUUUUGUGCACUCACUUGUUUGUACUUCUUUUUUUUUAUGCUUGCACACAAUUACCAAAUAAAGUGUCAAUGUUUUUUUUUUCAAUG